Drosophila kikkawai is the source of this 6648-nucleotide messenger RNA. It is a transcript of the gene kek5, whose product is annotated as kekkon 5. The record is from RefSeq and is a predicted model, not a curated record. Gene Ontology annotation, molecular function: protein binding. Lineage: Eukaryota; Metazoa; Arthropoda; Insecta; Diptera; Drosophilidae.
UCCGACAUUCAAACGGAGCGGACGUGUGUUUUCGGUAGCGGAAGAGUCGGCGCGUUCGGCGUUUUCGGUAAAUCGUGUUUCGCGUGUGUCAGUGUGUGCUUAAGCGUCGUUGCGAGUGUGGAAAUUGUGGAAUUGUAAUAAAACCGGUUGCCACUGCCGCACUUCUUGCAAUUGCCUUGCUGAAAUAGUAAAUAAAAAACGCGGCUAAAAACGGCCCCGAAUAGUUGUUAAAAGUCAUCCCAGAUCCCAGCCAUUGCUGUUCUUAUUCCUCAUUUCGCGCCGUUCGCGUUGCAAAAGGAAAGCAAGGAUAAACGAUAAAACCUCUUUCUUUCGAUCGCUUCAAUUUUUUUCCUGUGCCUGUGCCCCAAACCGAAAAAGAAGUCCCCGAAAGAAGGGAGCUGAUGGAAUACAAAUAAAAGUCAAGAAGAAGCAAAGAUAAAGCGCGCGCGGGUGUCGUUGUGUAUUGCACCUUUUUUUUUGUCGUUUGUUUGCAAGUGAGCGUGCCGAUUGUCUCUCUCUCACUCUCUUCCAGCUCAAAAGCCCGAGAGCGGAGAGAGCGCCGGAGUGGCAGGCAGAUCUUGGAGAGCGGAUCGACCAGCACUUAGAUGUCACCAAUAUUAAGACGAAAACUGUGGAAAACAAAAGGAUUAUUUUCAACGCUCACAAUGCUCAUCAGUCUCAAAUAAGGCUGCCAUCGUCAGCGAAAGAUCAGAAGUCCUCAACCAAACCCAACUACGAUUUACGUAGAUCAGGAAUUGAAGGAUCUAAGAGCUAUAGGAGGUGCUACUACAGAAUUUUGUAUUCUUAGAGGAAACUGGUGGAAGAGCUGCACCACCGGCAUUUCACGAGGUUAGAGACCGAGAGCCCCCACCGGUGUCCGUCGAGACAUUAAUUAAUAACGACCUUGUCUGUGGCACACACAACCCAAAAGCCAGAACCCACAACCCACAACCCGCGAAGGACAACAGGAAGAGGAGCUGAAGCUGAAGCUAAGACUGGAGCAGAAGAAGAGAGACGACGAAAGGGCGCAGGAAUCAAAUUAACAGGGUGUCAAAAGGAUUAACCCGCAAAAGGAGGCGGAAGGAGAGAGCAGAGUUGGAAAGUACGUGACGCGUGAAGCGAGGCGGAUAAACAUUCCCCGGCCCAGGGGGAGGAAUUAUCGGGGCACGUGUCCAGCUUUGGUUGGCUGAUUAGCCACAGGAUCCCGGAAAUAACAAAAAAAAAAAAAAAAAAGAAACCCCCACCACAGAAAGAUGGACAGACCGAAACAGAAGAGAUCAAGGCUGCUCCUGUUGGCCUUGGUGGCCCUGCAACUCAUGCACCUGGCUGGCGGCACCACCGACUGGAUGCAAAGCUGCAGCACCUGUCACUGCCACUGGAAUUCGGGCAAAAAGAGUGCCGAUUGCAAGAACAAGGCCCUCACCAAGAUACCCCUGGACAUGAGCAACGAAAUGCAGGUGCUGGACUUUGCCCACAAUCAGAUACCGGAGCUGCGACGCGAGGAGUUUGUACUCGCCGGUCUGCCCAAUGUGCACAAGGUGUUUCUGCGCAACUGCACCAUCCAGGAGGUGCAUCGCGAGGCCUUCAAGGGUCUGCAUAUCCUGAUCGAGCUGGAUAUGUCCGGCAAUCGGAUCCGUGACUUACAUCCUGGGACAUUUGCCGGCCUGGAGAAGCUGCGCAAUGUGAUCUUGAACAACAAUGAGAUCGAGGUGCUGCCGAAUCACCUGUUUGUCAAUCUGAGCUUCCUGUCGCGCAUCGAGUUUCGGAAUAAUCGGCUGCGCCAGGUGCAGCUUCAUGUCUUUGCCGGCACCGUGGCGUUGACCGCCAUCUCGCUGGAGCAGAACCGGUUGACGCAUCUGCACAAGGACACGUUCAAGGAUCUGCAGAAGCUGAUGCAUCUGUCGCUGCAGGGCAAUGCCUGGAACUGUAGCUGCGAGCUGCAGGAGUUCCGUGACUUUGCCAUUGCCCGGCGACUUUACACGCCGCCAACAGACUGCCAGGAGCCGGCCCAGCUGCGUGGCAAGCUGUGGAGCGAGGUGCCCUCGGAGAAUUUUGCCUGCCGGCCGCGUAUCCUGGGCUCGGUGCGCUCCUUUGUGGAGGCCAAUCAUGACAAUAUAACCCUACCCUGCCGCAUUGUCGGCAGUCCCCGUCCCAAUGUCACCUGGGUGUACAACAAGCGGCCCCUCCACAUGCACGACUCCCGCCUGCGUGUCCUCACCUCGGUGGAAACCCUACCCGUGCAGCAGCCCUCCCAGGUGCUCACCUCCGAGCUGCGCAUCUAUGGGGUUCGUGCCUCCGACAAGGGUGCCUACACCUGUGUGGCCGACAAUCGAGGUGGACGCGCCGAGGCUGAAUUUCAGCUUCUCGUCAGCGGUGACUAUGCCGGCGCCGUGUCUGCCUCCGAUGGCCUGGGUGCCUUGGGCAUGGGCGGUGCCAUUGGAGCACCAACUAAUGAUCCCCAGACGAACGUCUUCCUAAUCAUUUGUUUGAUCACCACCACCCUGCUGCUCCUGCUGAUUGUGAUUGUUUUGACGCUAUUCUGGUAUUGCCGCCGCAUCAAGACGUAUCAGAAGGACACCACCAUGAUGAGCGGUGAUGGUUUGAUCUCUUCCAAGCUGGACAAAACGCACAAUGGCUCUAUGCUGGAGGGCUCUGUCAUAAUGGAGAUGCAAAAGAGUCUGCUUAAUGAGGUUAAUCCUGUGGAGAAACCGCCGCGUCGCACGGAUAUUGAGAGUGUGGAUGGCGGUGACGAUGGCCAUGAGAUUAAGAAGACGCUGCUCGAUGAGACGGUUUAUGUGCCCAACCACUCGCGGGAUGAGGAGACCCACUCGGUGGCCCUGUCGGACACCACCACCACGGUCCGAUCCCGACACACCUACGUGGACGAUGCCUACGGCAAUAGCCUGCCACCGGAUCUGCUGGCCUUCCCCGCCCGCGUGCCGCCCACCUCGCCUUCGAUGCAAUCCUCGCAAUCGAAUAUACCCGACCAGGUGAUCUACGGCAUCCGAUCGCCGCCCUCCCUGGCCAGUCCCGUCUACACGCACAUGACGCCCCACGGCAUCUACGGCACCAAAACCCUGGCGGCCUCCAACAAUGGCUUCAUGACCCUGCAGCAUCCCAAAUCCCGCAACCUGGCACUGAUUGCCACCGCCAACAGCAGUCGCCAGCAGCAUCAGCAGCAGCAACAGCAGCAGCAUCAGCAUCAUCUACAGCAGCACCAGCAUCUACACCAGCAUCCGCUGGCCGCCGCCUCGCCCUUCCUGCCCGCUCCCGUCGUCUAUUCACCGGCCACGGCGGUGGUCCUAAAACAGGGCUACAUGACCAUACCGCGGAAGCCACGUGCCCCCAGCUGGGCGCCCAGUACCUCGGGAGCGGCCGGCCACAAUGUCAGCCAGCUGAGCGAAUUCCAGAGUCCCACCUCGCCCAAUCCCAGCGAAACGGGCACGGCCACCACUGUGGAACUGCUGGCGGAGCCAGUCUAUGAUAAUCUGGGUCUUCGUACCACCGCCGGCGGCAAUUCCACGCUCAAUCUAAACAAGGUAGCCGGCUCCGGCUCCGGUUCCGGGUCUGGCUCUGCUUCGGGGCAGCAGUACUCGAUGCGAGACAGGCCUUUGCCAGCCACACCGAGCAUGACAUCGAUGGGUUCGGCGGCGAAUGUCAGCAAGAUUUACGAGCCGAUACACGAGCUCAUCCAGCAGCAGCAGCAGCUACAACAGCAGCAGCAGCAGCAGCAGCACCAUGCCUCGGACACGGAACCGCUGUACGGCGGCGGCGGCAGGCAUCACGGGAUCACGAUACUCCCAGGCUCGAGCAUCAGUGCCGCCGGAUUGGGUGGAACAAUGACCGGUGGUUCGCCUAGCCAUGACAGCGUCAGCGGUGAUUCACCGAAGAUCACCAAGAUACCACCGCGGCCACCGCCAAAGCCCAAGAAGAAGAUGUCUGUGACGACGACGCGCAGUGGCCAGGGCAGCACCAGCCAGCUGUUUGACGAUGAGGGCGAGGAUGGCACCGAGGUCUAGUUUGGCGUGGAAAGAAGAGCAGCCUUUAGCAACACCCACACACACACACACACACACACACACACACACACACACACACAGAGAGCAGCAAUACGAAGAAGCCAAGUCUAAGUGAAGCGCAGCCAGGUGAAGAUUGGGAGAAGGAUGAGGAUGAGGAUGAGGAUGUCCUCUACUCCCAUUCCUGCUGCGUGACUUGUGUGCCAAACGACUGAUGUAGAUUUUAGUUAUUAAAUCGAUGAACAUGAACGUGAAAAAUGUAUACACUAAAAGGAUAACGAAGGCAGAAACUGCAGCAGCAAAGGAUGAGCGAGCAUCAGCGAGAGGGAGACAACAGAGCAGAGACAGAGACAGAAACAGAGAGGGGAGGAUCAAAAGUAAUUGCUUUUAGAACCAUCUAAUCCUGAAUUUGUAUUAGCGGAAAUUUGUAAGUAAAAACAGAGAGGAAAACGAAUUCAAUUUUAAGGCAGAAACCACUUUUAUUUUUUUUGUUUUUUUUUUUUUUAUAUAGAUUUUUUGUUUCGUAGACUUAGUUAGUUUGGUACAAAACAUAUAUAUAUAUAUUUUUUUAAUAUAUAUAAAGAGACAUAACGAAAUGAUAUAUAAAAAACCCUAUACAAGCAUACCUAAAAAAAAAAAUAACACAACUAAAUGAAUUCAAAAUGUUUUAACAGAAUAAUUCAAUUAGCAAUUAAGUAAACUAAAUAAAAUAAAUAAAAGAAAUAAGAAUUAGAGAGAGAGAAACAUCCCACUUGCAUUUUUGUGUGUGUGUCGAAUAAAAAAAUGUUGAAACUUUUUAUGAAAUUGUAAAAUACAAAACGAAAAUAUAUAUAAGUUAGAAUUCAACCUAAGCUAACAUAUAUUUAACCCUAAACAUUUACACAUAUUAAUUGUAAACCUAGGCCGUAAGUCAACACACCCACAUAAUUUUUUUUCGUCCUGACUUAGGAUCGGGUGUUUAACUAGAUAAAUAGUAUAUAUAUAUAUGUAUAUGCUAUAAGGGUUUGCAUUCGCAAUUAAAACAAAACAAAAAACAAACGAAAUCGAUACAAUUAAUACUUGUAAUUGUUUACGCACCAGCAACUUUGAUCGUACUAGAUAUUUAAAUAUAUAUAUAUAUAUAUAUAUAUUAUAUCUAUGUAUGUAUCUUGUGCGUGUAUAUGUAUGUGUAACUCUAGGCAUUACAUUUUCACCUAGUUACCCCACUUGAAUAUAGACAUUAAAAGCCCAGACGACAGCUGGAGCAAUAGCCUUUAAAAGCAUUCGAUUUAAAAAAAAACAAAAGAGAAAUAUAUAAACAAGGCAUUUAACAGCGACCAUUCUACAUACUUAUAUACACAAUUAUAGGCGGAGAUAAUAGAGAUUACGAUUAAGUCAAAUGAGAAUUAAAUAGGUAAAUGUAAUGAGAAAGCUUAGCUGCCCAAAAGUAUGUAGUUAGAGAGGUACAGUUGCCACCCACAUUCAAUCAAAUUCAAUUCAAACACGAUCACAUAACUCUAGCUAUAUCUAAUCUUACCUUAAAAGUACCUUAAUUUUACCUAAGAAUUAUAUUUUAUUCAAUUUUUCCCCUUCAUUUAGACCUCAAAACUGAAUUUUUAAAUUAUUGUCUCUAAGUAAAAUGUUUUUCGUUUACUUUUGGCAGCUUAAAAGUUUUUAAAACUUGAGGUUUUUUAAUGGUUAUUUUCUACCCAGAGGAAAUAAGUGUAUCUAAAAUUCCUAAAUAAUAAAGUAAAUCAAAAAAAAAACAUCCUUCUAAUGGGGUUUUUUAAACCUUAAAAUCAUGCUACUUGAAAUCUACUUGGACUAUAUAUAGAAUAUUUUAAGGAUUAAUGCCUGCAAAUGCAGAGGAUUCUUACAAUUAUUUUCUUCUUUCUUAUUUUCUUGUAUUAUAUAUUUUCCCAUCACAAUCUAUAUAUAUUUUAUUAUUUAGAAAUCCAACCUGAAAUUCUUGAUCAUUUGCAACUGUCACGAUUAACCCAUACUAAGUAGUGUUUAGAUACUGACUUGGGCAGGCCUAGAGCAAGGAUAUGAGAAGGAUAACGCCCCAUACUUGCCCCUGAAACGGGACUCGGCCGGAUGGAUGCUCGUUCGUUCGGUCGAGUAAAUAAAAAAACCCAAUCCAAAUUUCGUUUUACAUAAGCAAAAGUAUUACACACACACACACAACACACACACACAUUAUAUGUAUAAUUAGUUAAUUUAAGGUUUUUUUUUACUGUACUCGUACUCGUUUUUUGUGUGUCUAGAGUUAUUUAGAGAGCAAUUAUUUGUAGGAUUAUAUUUGUAUUUUGAACAAGCAACGUUAUAUUGAAAGGAAAGAUCUCGAAAAUGCUAAAUACCUUACACCGGCAUAUUCUAAAAUCAAGAGAAGCACAGAUAUAAAACAAACGGAAAGUAUCGUUGCAAGCAAUUUGUUCAAUUUAGCACAAAAAUCAAAAACAAAAAAGAAAAAGAAAAACAAAUAAAAACGGUAUAUAUUAUAAUUAUACAUUUUUAAAAUAACUGUAAUUAAUAGAACGGUUCUUAUACAUACGCUUUUUUAUAAUUUCGCAUUGUUUUCCUAACAUAUAAAAUAUAUACAUAUAUAUAUAUAUAUAUAUUAAAAUAAAAUAUAUAAAUAAAAUGAAUCCAA